GCUUUAACACCAUAUCAUCAUCGGCUGGAAGGGGAAAGUUUCUAUAUGAUCCUUGUACCAACUGUACGCGGUAAUUACUUUGUAUCGAGGCAGUUGCUGUUACAGAGCCGAUUGUUGCGCCCCGAUGCUAUUGAAUCUUUUAAGCUUGGCAAGAAUAUGUUGUGGGAUGGGCCCUCUGACGAGGAGGAAACUUGCAUUUCACGAUCAACAUACGAACCACCUUCUCCUGAUUACUGUCCUUCUCCUUCUUUUAACUGGCCUAAUUCUCCUCCUUCUCCUGAUUACUAUCCUUCUCCUUCUUACUGUCCUUCUUCUCCUCCUGUUUACUGUCCUCCUUCUCCUGUUUACUGUCCUCCUUCUCCUGUUUACUCUCCUAACUUUGAAAUCCCUUUGACCUCCUUUCCCUACGAUGAGCCAUAUAAGAGUUAUUAUAGACAGGAUGAGGGCCUGUUUGGUAAAGUUGGGCUUCACUGCUACAAUCUGCAAAAUCGGACAAACCUUGAAUAUUUCUGCCUAGACCACGAGGAGUAUCCUACGCUUGUAAAAUUUUAUGUAAGGGAUCCAACUCGAGAGUUUUCCAUUUGCGAGUUCUUAACAAGGGUGGUUAAGUCUGCGAAAGAUGGCUGCUGCGUGAGUUUCAUUACAACCCAAUGCACAUUAUUGCCAGAGAAGGAAGGCUUCCCAAUCUGUGACCACUUUGACAAACUUGCCGUCGAUGCUUUCUUCACAGGUGAUAUGCCCAACUCGUUGCCUGAGGAUACCACCACCAGUGACAACCUGCAAUUCUACGAGUUGAAAGAGUCAGAGCUGGAAGAAGAAAAGGAUUGGCUUCUUCUCUACUUGGAACUCUCGUUGCGCACCAAUUCUUUCCCGUUCUCAUCACUGGGUGAAAGUUCAUUUGACCUGAAAAAGGUAAUUGUGCAAACCAGAGCAGAUGUGUUUUCUAAGAAGAAAACCAAGUCCGAGAAUGCAAUCUUCUACAUAACCUUCACAUCCUGUGCCCGUAAAGACGGCAAUCCUAUCAUAAGGAAUGCUAUCAUAAGGAGAACAAUGGAUGGAAUUCAAGGUCAUAUGUCCCUUGAAGUCAAGUGUUUGGUGUGAAAGCAACCAUCUUAUGUUAUGUAUUUUUUAAGUAUCUAUUUGAUGUAGAUGUUUCUUGAGAUGGCGACUAGUUUAAUGUUUUUGCUUGUGUGCUAGUCAUGCAAAGGGAUAAUGACUUUUAGUUCCAUUUUGGUUCUAUAUAUAUAGUAUACCCAAAGUAUAGUAAAAGAGAUUAUUAUUUAAUCAUAACAUUAUUGUU
Molecule: messenger RNA, 1300 nt
Organism: Camelina sativa (false flax)
Lineage: Eukaryota; Viridiplantae; Streptophyta; Magnoliopsida; Brassicales; Brassicaceae
Product: UPF0725 protein At2g20620-like
Source: RefSeq, a predicted model, not a curated record